Molecule: messenger RNA, 960 nt
Organism: Phalaenopsis equestris
Lineage: Eukaryota; Viridiplantae; Streptophyta; Magnoliopsida; Asparagales; Orchidaceae
Product: F-box/kelch-repeat protein At3g61590-like
Exons: 1
Coding region: 1-960 (319 amino acids)
Source: RefSeq, a predicted model, not a curated record
AUGCCACCCCAGAAGCCAUGGUACUACUUGUUGGCUUACAACUUGUACAAAAACAUUGAAGCUAAUUCCUAUGAUCCAAGCUUUAGAAGAUGGUACAGUUAUGAUUUCCUCUCCCUUAACAAAUACAAUUGGCUUAUCUCUUCGUCUUGUGGAUUGGUUUGCUUCAUGGAUUAUGGAAAGGAAAACAAAAUUUACACAAGCAACCCAAUUUUAAGAGAUUGUAAGCAGCUACCAAAUCCUCCAAAUGGAACACUUUCAGAUCACAAUGCAUUGGCUUUGUCAGUGGACAAGUUUUCUCAAUGUUACCAAGUUGCAUUGAUGAAAACCAAGCAAUUUCGAGAUGAUUUUAUUCGUUGGGACUUCACCAUCCAGGUCUUUGAAUCAAAGAGUUGCCUUUGGACAACAUUAGUUAAUGAGGUUUUGGUUGGGUGGAGAGGAGAAAGAGAGAGUGUGAUAUGUGAUGGAAUUCUCUACUGCCUUAUUUCCUCAUUUUAUGGGAGCAAUGUGGAUAGCCAUGGCCUCAUCAUGUACAAUAUCAAUUCGAAAUCUUUGUGCAAUUCUUCGAUGCGAAGAAUGAUUAUGGUGCCAUGUCCCCUCACUUGUUGUCGUUUGAUGAAUCUUAGGGAUAGGUUGGUUAUGGUUGGGGGUAUUGCAAGACUAGAGCUACCUGUGAGAAUCGAAGGAAUUGGCAUCUGGACUCUUAAAGAUGAAGAAUGGGAAGAGGUUGCAAGGAUUCCACGCAAGUUAUUGCAGAGGUUUGGGGAGUUUGAUGAUUUUUUUGCAAGCUGUGGAGCAGAGGAUCUGAUCUUCAUCCACUCAUAUGAUGGCCCUACUCUACUUAUAUUUGAUAUGACCAAAAAGCAAUGGGAAUGGACAACUAAUUGCCCAAUAACAAAACGAUCACCUUUUCAGGUCUUCACAGGAUUCUGUUUUCAACCAAGCUUGGAGAUCAAAUCCUAA